Messenger RNA from Macrosiphum euphorbiae (potato aphid), 1173 nucleotides. The record is from the annotation of a GenBank genome assembly. NCBI's taxonomy places the organism in Eukaryota, Metazoa, Arthropoda, Insecta, Hemiptera, Aphididae.
AUGGCUUUGACCAACGUCCAGAAGAUUCUGUUCCGCGCCCCGCAGUCCGCUCGGCACAUCACAGGCAGGGCUCUGCAAGCGUCCCUGGGACCUCGACCUCAGAAACCCGCACCGUUCCCGUACAAAGAGAAGGACUACACGUUGCUCAGGAGUAUGUUCGACAAGACGACGUCGCGUUUCGACGAGAACAGCAAGCUGAUCGUUCUCGAGGGACCUGUCGGAGUCGGUAAAACAGCGGUUGGACAUCAGCUUGCUGACUUAUUAGGUAUGCAUUUUAUGCCGGACAUCACAAUGGACGCUUACUACAUAAACGACUAUGGUUACGAUAUGCGAAAACUAGACCCUCAACUGCCGGUCAAUUGUCGUAGUUUCGACGAGCGUAAUUUUCUCGAAAACCCGGAACACUUUAAUGCAGCUUCGUUUCAAAUAAUCAAAUACAAGUUGCGUUAUGCUCAUUACAUUGAUGCCAUUGCACACUUGUUAAACACUGGAGAAGGUGUAAUUAUUGAACGCAGUCCGUACAGUGACUUUGCGUUUGUAGAAGCAAUGUAUAAAUGCAAGUAUAUGAGUAAAGCAGCACGUGAAAUGUACUAUAUACUAUACAAGCACGCUAUGCCUGAUUUGCUGCAUCCUCAUUUGGUUGUCUACUUGGAUGCACCAGUACCAAGAUUGUUAGAACUUGUAAAAGAAAGAAAACUACCUCAUGAAGUAAAUUCUAAGGCGAUGAAUACUAAGUAUUUAGAAACUAUGGACAGCGAAUUGAAAUAUAAAUUUUUAAGGGAAAUCAGCAACCGAUCUGAGGUAUUAGUUUAUGAUUGGUCAGAAGGUGGUGAUGCAGAAGUAAUCGUAGAAGAUUUAGAACGUUUAGAUAUUGACAAUUAUGAUGAGAAUGAUCCGAAGAUACAAGAUUGGAGUUAUUCGAGAGAACAAUACUGGGCUGAUGUACGAAUGAAAUAUACCAAUGAUAAAGAAGAAUUAAUUUCUAAUUUUAACGUUCCUCUGGUUGAUGCUCCAGAACUUCUUAUACCCGGCGAAGAAUGUGAAAUUCUUACCCAUGCUUGGUUCAAAGCCGAAGGAAAUACACAUGCAGAUGGCUAUGAUCCGAAAUACCACAGCUUUACAGAAAUAUUAUUCAAAAACAAGUCUAAGAAAGGGUGGAGUCCGAUAUCAUAA